Mandrillus leucophaeus (drill) is the source of this 1230-nucleotide messenger RNA. RefSeq lists its product as uncharacterized. NCBI's taxonomy places the organism in Eukaryota, Metazoa, Chordata, Mammalia, Primates, Cercopithecidae. The coding region runs from base 1 to 1230 and encodes 409 amino acids. The record is from RefSeq and is a predicted model, not a curated record. The transcript is spliced from 8 exons.
AUGGUUUAUGAAGCUAGUUUCCCUGAAGGGGAGCUGAAAGUGAAGUUGCCUGCACGAAAGUCAACAACCCUUUUAAAGUUUCAGGAGGGCUGUGGCGGUGUCUUAGUGAGGGGACAGUGCACCUCCUGCCGCAGCCUGAGAGCAAUCAGCCCGAUUGGCCACGCUCCUUCAAACCACUACUUUCCCCCGAAAAAGGGACGAGAGCCUCAGCCUGCCGGUACCUGCCCUCCGCCCCCAACAGGCGAGAAGCAGCCGCGUCCACAUGGCUUCAGGUGUUCACAUGGCAGUAAACGGGCCCCUGCCCUCCCGGGCGUUCUCCUCCGCGGCCGCUGGGCGCAGUACGCCGUCCGCCCAGUACCAUCUUGGCCCGCGCCUCAGGGCCGUCUUGGGGGUGGCCGCGAGCCAACUUUCUGGGGAGUUGGUGGCCCGGAAUCUCUCUGGGAUUUCUGGAGUUCCCUGGAGCCUCCAAUGCCAGAAUUGCGCCUCUCGCGGCCCGGGAAGCCCGCGGGCAAGGGCCCGGCCUCCUCUCGGCCUCAAGACUUAAAAGACCAGUACCUGGCUUCUCCUGGGGUCAGGGCUGUAAAGGGAAAGGUGGAAGAGGCGCUCAGCACAGGGCUGUGUUUUCUGGACAAAAAUAGGAGAAUGCAGGGGAGCUUCCUGAAGACUGGUGUUGGGGGCACCCUCAAUUUCUGGAGAGAAUUCAUGAAGAAAGCCCCCUCCCUGCCCUUUCAGACCCUGCCAGAACAUUGCCCUGAUGACCUCCACCUGGAAACUUCUCCAGUCCUAGGACCAGGCCAGCUGGGCCUCUUUAUCCCUGAAAGCCUGCCGCUUUCUCUUUUGGAUUCCACUACCAUCUGUCAGCGUGGAUUGAUUGAGGAGACUGGCCCUGCUCGGCAGAUCAGUGACUUGCGCAAAGUGAGCCGGGGUGCCUUCAGAGCAGGCGGAUGUCCUUCCUCACUUGCCAGCUCUGGUGAGCAGACACACAGCCCUCACCUUUAUCCUUCACCAAGCUCCAGCUCUCCUUCCUCUUGGGAGGGGCCGCCUGCUAACUCAAUCACACCAAGAGGGAGGCCUGGAAUUCCUGCUCACAAGCUCAGGGCUGCAUCUGCAGUCUUCCAGGAGGCAACCUACAAAAGCCUCUGGCUAACAGAGCGGGAAACUCCCCACAGCCUCCUGCUGUGCCUGUCCCCAAGCCACGCACUGUCCCCUUGCAAAGCACAAGGAUACUGA